CAUUUGAAGCAGAGAAAGUCCUCACGAUAAUAUGACUCAGGAUUGACUUCGAGUCAGGGAUUCGACCUCACCUGUGUGCGUGUGUCGCCAGGCGGCAGGAGGAUGUCGAUAGAGGCGGAAGCAUUGCUGCAGGAGGCGAAGGAGAGCAUCGAGGCGGCGCAGAACUACCGGAGCGAGCUGCAGCAGCGGCUACAUGGGCUCAGCCAGGCCCGAAAACAGGUGCGGGGCAGCUCCAGCCAGACGCGGGAGGCGCUGCGCCGGCACUUCCAGGAGCUGCAGACGGCGCUGACGCGGCUGCUCGGCGAGCGGCUGGCCGUCCUGCUGCAGGAGGUGGACGCCAUCGAGCAGGACAGCGUGCGGCCGCUGGACGACUGCCAGAAGCUGAUCGAGCAGGGCGUGAGCACGGCCGACGAGCUGCUGAGAGAGGGAGAGGCUGCCAUUCGCUGCGGGGAGAAGGAUGACAAGCUGGGAAGCUUCACCAAGAAGGCGCUGCAGAUUCAGCUGGACAGUCUCCCCGAGGUGCCCGCGCUGGUGGACGUGCCCUGUCUGUCGGCGCAGCUGGACGACUCCCUGCUGCACGUGGUGCGGGAGCGCGUGUCCCGACACGGCAGCGUGGCCUCGCACCCCCCGGUGCAGAUCGAGGAGCUGGUGGAGCGCCCGGGGAGUGUGCUGGUGCGCUGGUGCAAGGUGGAUGAUGACUUCGCGGUGCAGGACUACCGGCUGCAGUACCGCCGCAGUGCAGCCUCGCAGUACGAGGAUGCCUACAUCGGCAAGGACUCGGACUUCCUGGUGCUGCACCUGGACCCCCACACCGACUACCUGUUCCGCGUCUGCGCCCGGGGCGAGGGGCGUACCGAGUGGAGCCCCUGGAGCGUACCCCAAACCGGCUACACCACCCUUGCACCCCACGAGUGGCGUCCGGGCAGCGAGGGCUACAUCCUCAGCAGCCGCAGGAACAUCGCCAUGCGCAGCGACUCGUCCCCCUCCCGUGCCGGAGUCCUCUACUCCAACGCCGCCACCUACUUCUGCGGACAGACCCUCACCUACAAGAUAAUGGCGGCUGGCCAGAUGGACAAGCGGGACAGCCUGGGCGUGUGCGUGGGGUGCGAGAGCGGGGAGGAGUCCCUGCAGAGAGACAAGGCUGUCUGCAUCUCCACCAACGGCGCUGUGUUCGUGAACGGCAAAGAGAUGACCAACCAGCUGCCGGCCGUCUGCGCCGGCUCGGCGGUGACCUUCGACAUGGAGGUUGUCAGCCUGUUCCCCGUCAGCAACAACAACGUCAGCGAUGGGGCGAGCUUCAAGCUGAGGGUGACCAUCGGCUCAGGGAACAGGGAGGUGGUGUUCGACUGGCUGCUGGACCAGGGCGUGGACUGCCUGUUCUUCGGCUGCUCCUUCGUCAACCCGGGGUGGAAGGUACUGGUGUUCUGAGGCCGGGCCGGGCUCCGUCGGCACCGGCAUCAUCGCGGCGCUCAAAGGGACGAGCGGGGAAGCCGGCGCCGCCGAACCACAGCCAACAAGAGCCACAGCACCUGCGGUCAGGGGUGCAAGCAACAAACUUUUCACUCCUCCCACUUCAGGGAAAAGUGUGACCCGCCAGCUCUGACUGGCUGUUUACAGAUUUCAACUCCACGGAUUCUGAAAUGCAAUCAGCUAGUGGCGAUUUCGACAGAUCCACUUCACCUGGCUUGGACUCACGGUGGCGUUUUUAGAUCAAGCGUAGCAGCUAAUGGUGCAUUUCGCCACUUAACCAGACCGUCGGAUGAACAACGCACUAGAGAAAGUCUCACAAAAAAAGGGACCUGUCAGGAAGUGGAGUCCAGAGAUUGUCGGACACGCUCUGAAAAUUUCUCUGGACUUCAUCUCCUGUGAUGCUCUCAGCAAAAGGUUUCGCGGUGCUCCAAUUGGACGCAACCCUGCUGAUCUGUCCAGUUGCCGAGAGCAAAUGGCUGCCUUCGUCCCUGAUCUCAGACCCUGCAGCAGGCUCCAUUAAGGAGUCUGGAGAAACGGCACUUCUGCAAAACGAUACAGAACCUU
Molecule: messenger RNA, 2034 nt
Organism: Megalops cyprinoides (Indo-Pacific tarpon)
Lineage: Eukaryota; Metazoa; Chordata; Actinopteri; Elopiformes; Megalopidae
Gene: crlf3
Product: cytokine receptor-like factor 3
Exons: 9
Coding region: 103-1428 (441 amino acids)
Molecular function (GO): protein binding
Source: RefSeq, a predicted model, not a curated record